Catharus ustulatus (Swainson's thrush) is the source of this 669-nucleotide messenger RNA. Its product is annotated as corticoliberin-like. The transcript has 2 exons. Gene Ontology annotation, biological process: negative regulation of glucagon secretion; positive regulation of cortisol secretion; negative regulation of epinephrine secretion. Gene Ontology annotation, cellular component: extracellular region. Gene Ontology annotation, molecular function: corticotropin-releasing hormone activity. NCBI's taxonomy places the organism in Eukaryota, Metazoa, Chordata, Aves, Passeriformes, Turdidae. The record is from RefSeq and is a predicted model, not a curated record. Bases 89 to 481 code for a protein of 130 amino acids.
GCGGAGCGGCGCGUCCUGCGGGAGGAGCGGAGCGGAGAGGAGCGGAGAGCAGCGCCGGAGAGCGGCUUCUGGCCCCGGAGUGGCUGCGAUGCGGGUCAGGAUGAUUUCAGCUGCCUCCGUCCUCGUCCUGCUCUUCCUGCCUUCGGAGACCUGCUCGCCCCUGCAGUGGCCCCGGGGUCCGUCUCGCAGGCUGACCCUGCCCCCCCAGCUCACCUGGGAGCCCUGGAUGGGAGCCCCGAGACCUCCGGUCCCCGGCACCGAUCCCCUGCCCCAAAGACUGUGCCAGUUCCAUGGGGCAGAGCCCACCCCGGCCCCCCGAGCCCGGCGGGCGCUGCAAACCGGCAAGAGGCGAGACGGAAAACCCAACUCGCUGGAUCUCACCUUCCACCUCCUGCGCGAGUUCCUGGAAAUGUCCCGGGAGGAGAGACUGGCCCAGAAGGCGCUCAGCAAUAAGCUCUUGCUGCAGAGUAUAGGGAAAUGAAGGAGGGCCCUUGGAGGUGGGGGAAUGAACGAGACCGACCCCGUAACAAGACACCACGGCAGAGCGGAGAACGGGGGGGAUGCCGUGGGCUGCAGCCGUGCCCAGGGAGUCCCCACCUUGCCUGGCAGUGUUCCUGGCGCUGCGUCCCGCGUGUCACUGUUGUGCAUUAAAGUCACAGUCGUACCUGC